AAGAAGGAACCUGUGUGUAUCAUAUCCAGGGCACAAUCCAGCUGGACGGACGAAGUCUGUAACACGGAAAGCUUGCCGAGGCAGCAGAUAUUGACAACUACCACUAACAGUAGUAGCAGCAAUCACCAUCUUCGUCAUCAACAUAGUACAAGCGAUAAAAAUAGUAUGAGCGAACCUCCUGCUAGAUGUACUAAAAGCUUGAAUUUUGGCGUGUAUGGCUGGCGCAAAAGGUGCCUGUAUUUUCUCGUCUUAGGAUUAGCAGUAAUUGUUAUACUCAACCUUGCUUUGACGCUUUGGCUGCUUAAAGUCAUGGAAUUCAGCUUUGAUGGCAUAGGCUCAUUAAAAGUUAUACCGGGAGGUAUCGAGCUUCACGGCCAAGCUGCCAUCCUCGAUGCUUUGAUUGCAUCGAGCGUAAAAUCACGGCGUGGAAGUAAUCUUGUACUCGAGUCUUGGACUAAUUUUACUGCCUCGGCGCGUAGCGACACUGGUCAAGUUCUAGCUAGAUUUACACUGAGUGAGGACAAAGUCGAAUGUGUAGCAAAGGCCUUUCGAAUAACCGAUCCAAAUGGGGAACUAAUAUUUUUGUCAAGCAACAAUCGUGUUGUCGUGGGUGCAAAGAAUCUCAAAGUUACAGGAGUUGGUGGUGCUGUUUUCGAAGGAAGUGUCCAAACUCCACUUGUCACUUCAGCAGCUGGACACGAUUUAAAAUUGGAAUCGGCCACAAGAUCGCUGGAGAUUCGAGCUCCACAGAGGAUAAACAUCGAAUCAUCGGCGGGCGAGUUGAGUGCGAGCAGCCUCUCAGAACUACGCUUGACCAGUCGCGAAGGUUCCUUGAAGCUCGAAGCUCGUUCAGUGUAUCUACGAGGUUUAGUUUCCAAUGCAACGACAACAUCGUCCUCUAGGAAGUCCGGAUCUGCUAGUGGAAGCAGCAGUGCUACUCGCUCGGAAGGUGUUUCUGUUUAUCAAUUGUGCGCCUGCGAGGAUGGAAAAUUGUUUCUUGCGCCGCCUGAUGCUCCCUGUCAAGCUGAUCAUAGUCUCUGCCACUGAGCGAGCUUUCAAGUAUAUUCAUCGAAUCCUGAUCGUAAUGUAGUAUGACUGAUUUUUUCAAUAGGCUUGGGUGCAAAGAGUUAGAGUUUAGCCCAUUAACGCUCAAAAUUAUGAAGUUUCGCUUUGCUUUACAAUGCAAUUUUUUUCAAUGCUCUGGGCCUUAGAAAAAUUUCGCAAACACAAAUUUUGUCGUGAAACUUAAUGCCUUUUCAGAAUCUGGCCUUAGAUUUAAGAUGGUAUACGUAGAGAAAAAUUUAUUGCAAAGACUCCUGGGCGAGUCAACUUCC
Molecule: messenger RNA, 1334 nt
Organism: Trichogramma pretiosum
Lineage: Eukaryota; Metazoa; Arthropoda; Insecta; Hymenoptera; Trichogrammatidae
Gene: Scgdelta
Product: zeta-sarcoglycan
Exons: 5
Coding region: 166-1047 (293 amino acids)
Biological process (GO): heart contraction; cardiac muscle tissue development
Cellular component (GO): sarcolemma; sarcoglycan complex
Source: RefSeq, a predicted model, not a curated record